This is a messenger RNA of Trichoplusia ni (cabbage looper), 3832 nucleotides long. Its product is annotated as leucine-rich repeat-containing protein 24-like. The record is from RefSeq and is a predicted model, not a curated record. Lineage: Eukaryota; Metazoa; Arthropoda; Insecta; Lepidoptera; Noctuidae. Bases 1090 to 2832 code for a protein of 580 amino acids. The transcript has 2 exons. Gene Ontology annotation, molecular function: protein binding.
UGAUUCUAGGAGAUAUAUAAUGCACUGGAAAGUUCUGUAAUGAACCAGAAAUGUCAGAAAGCAUAACGUUAUGAAACGUCUUGAGUUAAACAAUGUUUGCAGGUUAAAUGAACAACGGGAUCCCAGACAUAAACAAGUACAAUGAUGUUAUAAACAGACCUAUUUAACGCGAACUUUUUGUAAAGUCUAAUUUAGAAAAGUUGGUGAAAACUAUUUUUUACAAUUAUGUGUCCUCCCCUUUAGGUAAUUUGUCCAGGCUUUCAUCAACACUCGCUGUAAGCAGAGUUUAAUAUUAGAACUACUCUUCAUACUCCGUAUAAUAUAAAAUGAUUUAGGCAAAGAAUAUUCUUAGAUUAAGUUAUAUUACGCACCGAAAUCGUAAUGCACGGUCUGUUAUUUUUGUGAGCUAUUGAAGAGUUUGACUGAGUAAAAUCAACUGAAGUUUUAUUUUAAAUGUUUAAAAAUACUUGGAUGCUUACUUUAAAAUUUUGGUAUCAGAAGAGUUCCAGUAUUUUUUUCUUCCCCCUUCCGAUGAUAGAAUUCGCUCUAAAUAUUCUACCAUUGAUUCUUGAAGUAAAUGGCUGGAUUUACAAUAAGGAGCAUCAUCACAUAAAUUCGGUGCACUUGUGCACCAAUUAUUUGGCCACUUUAACUCAGCAGAAUUAGCUGCGAUCAAUAUGUUAACCACCUCGAAAAAUCCAUUCUACUAUCUACCUUUAACAUAAUAUUCGUAAUGUUGAGACAGGUAUAAUACUUCACUAUCAAGAGGCUACAAAACAUUUUUGGUCUGAAUAUAAAGAGUAUCUUUAGAAUUUCUCCAUGGUGUUAAAUGAAUUUAUAAAUUCAGUAUUAAAGGGAUAUCCAAUGAUGCUUUAAACUAGAAUAUUUUCACCUAUAAUAACCUUUUAUAAGCUACAGCGUCUUAGGCCGCCCAGCGGCAGAUGGACGCGGGCACGCGACCGGAGCAGUCGCGUGGCGUCGCGAACGCCUACGUAUAUUGUAAUAGUGAUUACGCUGUGUAGUGUCAUGUGCGUUUUGCUAUUGUGAUUUUUGCAGGCGCUUGUGAAUGUAAACAGAAUCCAGACUGCUAUGAUUCGGGCAUGGAGUGGAUAUUUGACAUUCAUUCUAGUCCUUACACAGGCUGGGAGCGACUGGCUCAAUUGUGCUCAUAUACCAGAAUGCCACUGCAAAUGGUCUUCGGGCAAGAAGACAGCGUCAUGCGUCUCGGCAGGGUUGAAACAACUUCCAAACCUAGCUGCAGAUAUCCAAGUUCUAGAUUUACAUGGAAAUCCUUUAAGGAGGCUAGAAGAAGACGCCUUCGCGACUAUAGAUUUGCUCAAUCUUCAACGUUUAAAUAUCAGUUCAACAGGUCUUCAGUUUUUACAUCAAAAUGCCUUUCGGGAACUUCGAAUAUUAAUAGAAUUAGAUCUGUCUCAAAACGAACUGCUUCAAAUAUCACCUGACACAUUCAGAGGCGCAGAUCGCUUACGGUUGUUGAUACUCAACGACAAUCCCUUGAGUGCACUAGUAGCGGAACAAUUUCCGCCGCUAAAACAUUUAAAAAAGCUCGAAAUAUCAAGAUGUAAGCUUCGAAACGUGCAUCCGUUUGCAUUUGUGAAUCUACAAGCUUUGGAAACUGUUAAUAUUCAUCAAAACUUACUAUCAUACCUUCACCAAGACACCUUCAAUCUUCCAGUCCUAAAAACACUUACAUUAUCAGAUAACCCUUGGUACUGCGAUUGUCGUUUACGAGAAUUCCAUGACUGGUUUCUAAAUAGCAAUCUUGGAAACGAGGACGUUUCAUGUGGUGGACCAGAAAAGAAGUCUGAAAUGUCAUGGAGAGUUUUAAAAAGAGAUGAUAUGGUAUGUCCUCCAUCAGCUACGACAGCGCCGACUGUUAUUAGAACCGAAACUGGGGAUGAAAUAUCUUUUGGCUGCUUUGUGAAGGGUGACCCUAAACCUUCUGUGACGUGGAUGUUUCAAAAUGUAGAAGUUAAAAAUAGUACGAAUAAGCAUAGUGAUAUUUUAAUCAAUAGGUACCAGGUAGAAAAUUUUGAUGAAUACAACGACGAUUUUUUAAACAAAAGUGCGCAAUGGGUCAAUGUGACAAUAACUAAUGUGACCAAUGACUUGUCCGGGGAGUGGAAAUGUAGUGCUAAAAGUCCGGUCGGGGAAGCUAAUGCAUAUCUUACUUUGUUUUUGCCCAAAGCUAGGACAGCAACCGCGCGACUAGCGCCAGACUACUCAACAUUUUUUCUAAUUGGCGGUUCAUUACUGGCCAUGACAACAGCUGGAUUUAUAUCUGCUUGCAUUUGCUGGAAAACUAAGCGCCGAAGAGUCCCGCCUAGCCGAAGCUUUACUGAUCAAGAAAAAAAGCUUUUAGAUACUUCUUUAGCUGUCAGUUGUGAUCGGACAAGUGGAGACUUCGGGUCGUCAUACGGCUUCGAGAUGCUCGACAGAUCUAUUUCAAUGGAGUCAGAUGACGCCAGGUGCUUAGAUCCCGUGCAAAUUACCAUAGAAGGUCCUCCAGGCUCCUUUCCCCCACCUCCCGCUGAAUUUGCUUUACCAGCUCCAUACGGUAACAUUUUUAUAUCUGUCCAAGUUGCUGGACAUAGCGAUGAAUACCCAGACCUUUUGGGAGGUGGAGCUACUUUACCGAGGCGAAGUAGAACAUGCUUUUUAAAGUCUGCUUACGAUAAUAUGGGUCCUAGAAUCACGGCUGCUGGUAGUUCAACAUGGUCACUUCCAGGUGCUAAUGCUGACAAGAAUGUCGAAAAAGACCCAUUGACUAUGCCUUUAUCAACCUUUUCUACUGAAUUUACUGCUCUGUAAGUUUAUACUGAAUCAAUAUCAAAUUUUAAAAGACCAUUAACCGGAUUAUCCUUGUGUAUCUAAUAUACCUUCUUCUAUCGAAUUAUUUAGUACUGUUUUUUUCAUUGCAGAUCAUGUAAUAUAAAAAAUAUUCCAAUACAAAGUACAAGUAUUCGUGUUAUUGCUUUGUAUUACAAUGCUAAGGUAAAUGACAGUCGUAAAUCAAUAAAAUUAAUUAAUUUGUUAAAAUCGUUUAAAGCAAUGGUUUCAUUUCGUGUUUUCUGUCAAGCUAGGUAUUUAUUUUUACAUUACUUUGGUCCAUCGAGCACAAUUUCAAUUUAAAAUUUAUUGUUCUGAGUUUAAUCAUUCAUACAUUCAAUAAAUGAUGGCAAAAUUUCGGUUUAAAUUAUUUUGUGAGUAAAUGAAUUUAUAAGCAAUUUUAUUAAUAAUCUUGACAAAUUUAAAGAGAGAUAAUAUUAAACUGUUCGUUUUCAGUUGCUUUCGACUUUAACGAUGAACAGAUUAUGCAAAAAGGAACUCAAUUUAUGUUUUUGACAAAAAAUUGUGCAAUUGAUAAUUUAGUCACUAUUAAUUUAUAUUCAUGUAAUAAUCCUAUAUCCAAUAAUCACCCUUUUCACCUUUCAACUUUGUAAGUUAAGCCAAUAUUUUCCUCCUUUUAGUUUAGUUAUUUAAGAUUUUAUAUGUACUAUAAGUAUCGUCUACAGUUUAGGCCUAGAUACAGUUUUUAGUAUUUACAAGGAACAUAAUGCCUAACAUAUCAAAUUUUUAGACGUAGAUUAAUUAAUUUUGGAUUUUGAAAUAGUAUUUGCAUUAAACCAUGUGUGUAAAUAUUGUUAUAGUAUACGAAAUUUCUUACAAAUGUAAGAGCAAAUCUAAAGAAAUACUUUUUAACGCAUUUUCUGACCAAUGUAUGUAUUGUAUGUCCUUUCAAAAUAAAACGACAACGAUUUCAAAACUCCUUGAGGUCGUAUUAUGCGAUGAGUCAAUGAGAUGACUCAAU